Molecule: messenger RNA, 1837 nt
Organism: Formica exsecta
Lineage: Eukaryota; Metazoa; Arthropoda; Insecta; Hymenoptera; Formicidae
Product: venom serine carboxypeptidase
Exons: 2
Coding region: 206-1621 (471 amino acids)
Biological process (GO): proteolysis
Molecular function (GO): serine-type carboxypeptidase activity
Source: RefSeq, a predicted model, not a curated record
AUGGCUAUUGGCUCGAUAUUGAUACUACAGAUCACGCCGAAAACGAAUGAAAAAUAAAAAAGGGUCAUGCUGGAUAUGCAUGAUAUAAAUAAGAUACAACCGUGAUUCAGCCACGAUAUAAAGCCACGAUUCUGCAGAAUUCGAGGCAUUUACCGUUCUCGCAGUUCGCAGUGAAAAUAUUUAAUCGCGAUUUGUAGUCAGCAACAUGAAUAGUGUGCUCGUUCUAAGUCUGAACUUAUUAUUCUUCGCAUUACCAUACGAAAGUACAUGUGGAUUCGUGAACGUAUAUCCGAAACUGAAGGAAUUUCGUCUCGCUGAAGGUGAGGAUGCUGGUACACCGCUUUACCUGACGCCUUUAAUAGAAAAUGGAAAAAUCGAAGAGGCGCGAGCGAAGGCUAUCGUUCAAGACAAGGAGAUGGGCGAUGUUAGCAGUUACUCAGGUUAUUUCACAGUUAAUAAAGAGUACAAUUCCAAUCUUUUCUUCUGGUUCUUCCCAGCUAUGCAUAAUCCAAAGACCGCACCAGUAGUAUUAUGGUUACAAGGUGGACCAGGUGGAUCUUCAAUGUUUGGUCUUUUUCUGGAAAAUGGCCCAUUUAUUGUAACUGCUAAUAAAACUUUAAAAAUGCGGAAAUACUCAUGGACCUUGGCACACAAUGUAAUAUACAUUGAUAAUCCAGUUGGUACUGGCUUUAGUUUUACUGAUAACGAGAAAGGAUAUGCCAGAAAUGAAACAGAUGUAGGGAGAGAUAUUCAUACUGCCUUGGUACAAUUUUUCCUGUUAUUCCCAGAGUUACAAAAUAAUGAUUUCUUUGUUACUGGCGAGUCAUAUGCUGGGAAAUAUGUGCCAGCAGUGUCUCAUGCCAUUAAAGAUUACAAUAUCAAAGCAGAAACAAAAAUUAACUUGAAAGGUCUAUCCAUUGGCGAUGGAUUAUGUGAUCCAGAGAACCAAUUGCUAUAUGGCGAUUAUUUGUAUCAAAUCGGGCUAGUAGAUCGAAAUGGACAGGCCGAAUUCCAAAAAUAUGAACAACAAGCCCGCGAGUUUAUUAAACAGAAGGAAUUCAUCAAAGCGUUUGAGAUUUUUGAUAUACUCCUUAAUGGCGAUUUAAGUGGCACUCCAUCUCUAUUUCACAAUUUAACUGGUUUUGAUUAUUAUGAUAACUAUUUACAUGUAAAAGACAACAAUGAUUCUGAUUGGAUGUCCGAGUGGAUUCAGAGAGCCGAUGUAAGAUAUGCUAUACAUGUCGGUAAUAAUACUUUUCAUGUUGAAGCCAGCAUUGUCGAAGAGUAUCUAAAAGAAGACGUCAUGCAAUCUAUAGUAGUUCUUUUAAUAGAUCUUCUGAAACACUAUAGAGUGCUCAUCUACAAUGGACAAUUGGAUAUCAUUGUGGCAUAUCCGCUCACUGAGAAUUAUCUACAGAAGUUGCAAUGGUCUGGAGCAGACAAAUAUGCGAAAGCGCCAAGAAAGUUGUGGAAGGUUGGAAAUGAAUUAGCAGGCUAUACAAGAAAUGUUGACAAUUUAACGGAGGUUCUUGUACGAAAUGCUGGUCACAUGGUUCCUUCUGAUCAGCCAAAAUGGGCAUUAGAUCUAAUCACUCGUUUCACACAUAAUAAGAAAAUUUAAACAGUUAACAAUUGUUACAUAGGAUAUAUGUGAUAAAAGCUCUCUGCAGAUUUUAAUAAUAAACAUGUAUAUAUACAAGUAUGUAUAUGGAUACACAUUUAAUAUGUGAACAUAAGGCAAUGUACCAAUAAUAUUAAAAUACUCUAAAAAGUUUUACAAAGUCAAAGAUAAAUACAGUAGAUUUAUGUAAUAGAAAUUAAUAAAUUUAUUAAGAAA